This is a messenger RNA of Microtus oregoni (creeping vole), 4455 nucleotides long. Its product is annotated as PWWP domain-containing DNA repair factor 3B-like. The coding region runs from base 735 to 2855 and encodes 706 amino acids. The transcript has 5 exons. NCBI's taxonomy places the organism in Eukaryota, Metazoa, Chordata, Mammalia, Rodentia, Cricetidae. Gene Ontology annotation, cellular component: extracellular exosome. The record is from RefSeq and is a predicted model, not a curated record.
GAAGCUGUGGGAGGCUCGCUCUCGCUCGCUGAGGCUCCUGUCCUGGGGGAGGGGCUGCACUUCUCCCGGCCUUGGCAGCAGACUGGGAGCCAGGAGAAAGGCGAAGCAGCUGCAGGACUGUCCAGCAGAGCAAAGGCUCUGUUGAGAAAGUGGCUUGGGUGAGACAGCCGGAUCGCAGGACCAGAGCACCACAGUUCACGUGGCUGAAGGGAGUGGCCUUCUGCUCGGCGUCACUGCGGAGGCGGAGCCUUCUUGGAGCUGUGCCUGUGAGUUCUACUCUGCCAGCCUUGGGGGAGGAGCCGCAUUUUACCAGACUGCAGCUGACAAGAAGCAUCAAGCCUCGACUGAUAUCAGAGGCUCAUGACCUGUGGGAACUCUACAUGUGAUUCGACUUGAGCCCAGAAAGGCAGUGUGACUACAUACGUGCCCCCAAGGGUAAAAGGGCUGCCUGGAAAUCAACUGGCUUGAGAGUCAAGAUAGUUGGAUCACAUUGCAAGACUGUCACCAUCCAUGUGACAGAGGUAUCUUCCAGAGUUCUUAUUCAAACAACAUGUUCAAGUAUCCUGGGGACAUAUUUGUGGAAGAAAACAGUGCACAUAAACCAUAAACUCUUUGUGGCUCCAAACCAAAAGAAACUUUAAUAAGACUGUUGUUUUGAUAGCACUUGUAUUUGCAGACACAAGGUCAACCAAUCUUUGUAAUACUAACUACUUGUCACACUAAUCUAAAUCAUAAUGGAUGGUGACUAUGUCCUAUGUUUUUGGAAAGAACAGUUAUGGCCAGCAGAAGUCUUAUGUAGGUCUGAAAUUGCGUCAAGUAGUAAAAGGGUAACGGCAUAUUCUCUGGAAGUUCAGUUACUUCCAAUAGGUGAGAAAAUUACCGUGAUCAGCAGAGACACAAUACCACUAACUAAAUCCGAGGUUGAAGCUAUUUUGGCCUCACUAGCAGAACAGUCAGAGGUCAAAGUUCUCCCUAGGGAAGAGACAGCCUAUGAAAAAUCGCUGAAAAUGGCGCUGGAAGUGGUGACAGAGAUAAAUGAGAGCCAGGAAAGCAUGCCAGAUGAAGAAGACACCGCUAGAGCAUCUGAAAGUGAACCGGUGGAGGGGUCUGAUUCACCUCCCCCUAAAAAGUAUCGGAAACUGGAAAGCAGCCCCCAAGAAGACUCAGCCUCCAUUUUACUGUGCUCAGAGAGUGAUGAUUCCCUAGCUGACGAUAAGAUGCAAGUGUACACCAUUUAUGGGGGUAUUCCAGGUGAAGAGGAUUCAAAGCCACCCCGGGGCUUCAGCUGGUACCCAGUUUACCCUUCGUUUAUAAACGAUGAUGAUGAUGAUGAUAAAAAAGAAGAAAAGAAAAAGGUUGACAUCUCAACAAUUAUGUCUGUGAAUUUAUCAUUCAAAGAGGAAAGUGAAGACAUUAAAGAAGAAAAGUUUAUUGUAUCAGCAGACGAUCUGGUUGUAGCCAAAGAAGAGAUCCAAGGCAUGUACCCAGAAGCCCCAGCAGGUUCCUCUGAGUGCUCCACCUUCCCAGAGGAUUAUAUGGACGAUCCUGGAGAGGGCCCAUCAUAUCUGAUUCCAUGCUUCUAUGGCAGCCAGAAUCUCUAUGGCAGCCAGAAUCUCUAUGGCAGCCAGAAUCUCUGUGGCAGCCAGAAUCUCUAUGGCAGCCAGAAUCAAUCUUCUGUGGAAUCAGAAAUGGAUGCUGAGACCUCCCCUGAAGGCUGCUCAGGGGACUCUCAGGUUUCACUUCCUGUCUGUAGUAAUCCAGUCAACAGUGACCUACUAAUUCAGAGACCAGAUUUUGAAGAUCUUGAGGAAGAAGCUCAAGCUUCUGACAAGCUACCUUCUCUAAAUCCUGUUAGUGCAGCUGCACUAGGCAAUGAUGAAGAGAAUGAAGAAGAGCUUCCGCGCUUCCUUCUCCGCUACGAGACGCGGGCAUUUGAACCCGGAAUGAUAGUGUGGUUUAAAUAUCAAAAAUGCCCAUUUUGGCCAGCAGUGAUAAAAAGCAUUAGGCGAAAAGAGAGGAAAGCAAGUGUGCUUUUGGUUGAGGCAAACAUGAAUCCUCAAAAGAAAGGCGUUAGAGUCUCUUUGAGAAGAUUAAAAAAAUACGACUGUAAAGAGAAGCAGGAACUAGUGGAGAAAGCUAGGGAGGAGUAUGGUGAAAGCAUCGAUUGGUGCGUGUCGCUGAUUUGCGACUACAGAGUUAGACUAGGUUGUGGAUCUUUUAAGGGCUCAUUCUUUGAGUACUAUGCUGCUGACAUCAGUUACCCAGUCAGGAAAAUAAUCAAUCAAGACACCUUCAGAAAUAUCUUUCCAAAGCUACCCAAUGAAGACACAGGGGAGCAAAUGUCUGUGACUUCCCAUGCCAAGAAAAUAUCUUUCCAGAAAAUUCUCCCUGAUCGGAUGAAGCCUGCUCGGGACCGUGCUAACAAGAACCUGGUCAAUUUCAUUGUCAAUGAAAAAGGUGCAGAGAGCCAUCUCUUGGGCAUUUUAAAGGGCACAAAAAAAUCCAGAUGGCUGAAAUCAUUUUUGAAUGCCAAGAGUUUCACACCCUGUAUCGAAACAUACUUUGAAGAUGAAGAUCAACUAGAUCAGGUGGUGAAAUAUCUACAAGAAAUCUAUAAACAAAUCGAUCAGAAGAUGCUCACUCUGAUAAAAGAUGACAAAAUUAAGUUUAUCUUGGAAGUUCUUCUACCAGAAGCGAUUAUUUGCUCCAUUUCUGUAGUUGAUGGCUUAGAUUAUAAGGUGGCUGAGGCAAAGUAUCUGAAAGGACCGUCCCUUGGCUAUAGGGAGAGAGAAUUAUAUGAUUCCAAAAUCAUAUUCGAAAAGAGACGGAGGUCGUCAGCAAACGAAGCUCAGUAAUUAUGCCAAGAGUUGAAACCGUAAGGGAAGCUAGAGGAAACUUUGGAAAAGUAAUCAUCUAGAAUUUCCAACAUGUAAAUAUUGGCGAAAAUAUGUGCAGGGAGGGUCUUUGAAUUACAAGUCCUUUUAUUUUUGGAAGAUCUGUGCAAUCUGCAGAUACCACUACAUCCAUCUUUAUUUUCUUGCAGUUUUUCAGAAUCAGCAUUGUCAAUAUAUUUUUAGCAGUUUAAUUUCUUAAUACAUUUUAGAAUGAAUAAUUCUUAAGCGAUUUUAAGGGAAAUUACUAUUUUGUUCUAUGAUAUUUUGUGUCUUUGCUGUGUAGGUAAAUACAGUAUGCACAUUCAGUUUGAUAAAAUUGCACUGGUGUUAGAUUUUAAGCUAGAGAAUUAGAGGAGAUGUCGAAAACAAAUAUUAGUUAUAUAUUUUUUUGCUCAGUUUUUUAAAUAAAAUACUAAGUUUUCUCUUAAGAUAGCUGAAUUAUUUUUCUUGUCAUGCUCAUUUAUUUUUUGGAAAAUUAUCUCUAAAUCAUAGAACCAAAGAUAGACUACAUGUUGCUACAUGUCAUAACUAACCACAAUCGCUUUUGCAAGGAAACAAUCUAAAAUUAAAAAGUAUAUGGGUUAUCUGCAUGUAUUCUGUGUGUGUGUGCAUGUACAACAUCUCAGCAUGCAGAAAAUGACUUUUGGCAUCUAUGAACAGAAUUGUUCAUUCUACACUUCUCUGAAAUUCCAGUUUGAGGAGUGUCUGUCUUUUGAUGCUGAAUCGUUUUUAAAACAGAUGAGUUUCUGGUUAUCUUCAUAAUUGUGAGUAGGUCUUAUUACUAUAGCUAUCUGAGCACAUGUAGAAAACAGUUAUAAUUAGCAUAUCAACAGUACUGCCCCUCCACACGCCAGGGUUGCUGCGUCAAGGUCUACCUAGUUAGUAUAAACUAGAAAAAGCAAGCACUGUGUUCAGAAUCCUGUCUCCAGUUAGAAAUCCAUUUGUCUCAAACCAAGCAAGCUUUAGCACUUAGCUUAUGUAUAGAAUGGUUCCAACUGGUUCCAAUAACAUAAAUGCCAACUGGUAAAUCAUUCCAACCUACUAGAUGGACCAGAAUCUGGAAAUCUGGAAAAAAUGUUACAGCAAAAGUUCUUUACUUGCUACAUGUGGCAGUUGUUCUGUAUAUGGUUAUGUAUACAAAAUCAGAUGUUCUUGUAACUUGAAACAAGAUUUUUUAUAAGUCUUAGAAAAGCUAGUAUAUUAAAAAAAAAAGCUUGAUGGGAAAAGAUGUAUUGAGGGUGUAGACACAAACCUGUCUACAUUUUCACCUCAUAGAGUGAGACAACUUUCCCUCUUGGGCUGUUCUUCUGUGUUCAUUUCACAUGACUAUAUGUUUAUGUACGAUUUGCAAAGUUUUGGUAUUUGAUUUAUAAUGAAACCGUGAUAUCUUUCACCUUAUAGGUUAAUUUAGUUGUAUAGCAACAUGGUGGUGGUUUGCGUAAAUUAAUAUAUGUACAUGCAUAUAUAUAUAUAUAUAUGCACACACAAUUUGUUUGAAACUUUUGCUCAUUGUCAUCAUUUAAUUCUUGUUAGGAAUUGUCAUUCUAAAUAAAUGCUUACU